UCUGCUCUCCUCCCUCUCUCUCUCCUUCUCUCCUUCUCUCUCCCUGUAUCUCUCAGACUCACUGACUGGCCGAUCAGUCGAGGAAACACCACCAGAGAACAGAGGACUUCACUCCAUCACUCCCACCACUGUGUUUCUGUUGAUUUUCCACAUUAAUCUGCAGCAUGAAAGAAAGAAGACUCCCCCAGCCUUUUGUAGCGAGGUGUAAACUGGUGCUGGUCGGUGAUGUCCAAUGCGGGAAAACUGCCAUGUUACAAGUGCUGGCCAAGGACUGCUAUCCUGAGACGUACGUCCCCACUGUGUUUGAGAACUACACAGCCUGUCUGGAGCUGGAGGAGCAGCGAGUGGAGCUCAGCCUCUGGGACACAUCAGGGUCGCCAUACUACAACAACGUGAGGCCCCUGUGUUACAGCGACUCUGACGCAGUGCUCUUGUGCUUCGACAUCAGCCGGCCUGACACGGUUGACGGUGCCCUGAAGAAGUGGAAAGCAGAGAUCCAGGACUUCUGCCCCAGCACACGGAUCCUGCUGAUAGGAUGUAAGACGGACCUGCGCACGGACGUAUGCACACGCAUGGAGCUGUCCAAUCAAAAACAGAGUCCCGUCUCCCAUGAACAGGGUUUGUCCAUGGCCAAACAGCUCGGAGCCGAGGCGUACCUGGAGUGCUCGGCGUUCACAUCAGAGAAGAGCAUUCACAGCGUUUUCCGUACGGCGGCGCUGGCCUGCAUGAACAAGCUGCAGCCUGCCACCAAGCCCAGCCCCGUCCGCCGCCUCUCCAAGAGACUCCUCCACCUGCCCAGCAAGACGGAGCUGCUCUCCUCCACCUUCAGCAAGGACAAGUCCAAGAGCUGCUCCAUCAUGUAAAUACUGUUGGGAUCACGGUGGAGGACGAGCAGACUGUUGAGUGCUGUUGGAGCUGGUUUUGGGGCACAGAUGCAGGGUUUGCAGAGGAGAGAGAGAGCAAAUACGUGGAUUCCUUCCUCUUUCUUUCUCUCUCUCUCUCCUUUGCAGCCCAAACUCCCUCGACCAUGGCACGCAACUCUCUCUACGUUCUGCUCUGAAUCUGAACUUUUUGGACCGUCACCAGCAGUCGUCACAGUGACAGUGAUACUUUUUUGUUGUUCUGAGAAGUUUAAGUUUAAUUCUUUACAGUGUGGAGUGUGUGACAGGCACUUACAGUAAAGGUCCUGUUUUCUCCUCAGAGGCUGAUGUGAUCAGUCAACUUAAAUAAGGCCAGUACCUCCUCGUUUCCAAGGGGUUGUAAACACUGCAUUACCCUGAUGAGACCCACUUGAUAAUCUUGAUAGUGGCGCCCCUUUCCCCCACCAUCUUUUGAUUUAAAUGCCUCCUUAAGGUCACAAUACGGGCUGAGUGAUGAGACAAAAUGUAAAGUCUGACAGGGCAGGAAGCCGUAUGUACACAUUUUAAACAGUGGUCCCUCAGCAAAUGAUUCCCCCCACUUGACCCCUCACAGUGUUUUGUUCUGGAAUUAAAGCUGACGGUGGAGGAACGAGGAGAAAGAAGGGAGGGAUUUGGCAAGCAAGAGUCUUCACUUGUAGAAAGGUGGUGGGAGGACGAGCUGCCGAAGGAGCGCGAUGUGACUCAGCACUCGCAUGAGCCACGAAACGACGCAGCGUGGAUGAAAACAAACAGAAUCUGAGACAUGUAAAGACUGAACAUGUUCUAACAGAUUAGACCUUUCAUUCUCCUGAACCACAGCAGUCUUCAUAUAUCAAUAUGGCUUGAUUUUAGUGGAGUUCCAUACAUGUUCCCACAAAAACAUUAAAUAUUCUUUCUUUCUUUUUUAAAAAAAGAUAAAACAAAGAUUUCUUUGAAUACGAGCUAAACAAGAUGGAUUUAUUUAUAUCUGUUGCUUCAUGGAUAUUUAUUGAGGAGCAAGUUGGGACUUUUUAUUGUAGUUACAUACGUCUAUAGUGAACACAGUACAACUUUGAAAUUGGUGGAUUUCACCGAUCUUAAUUAUUUGAUAAUUAUAUUUAAGACACCCAUGCUUCCAUUGUUAAUAUCUGCAUUGGUUUCCAUUAGCUCCCAACGUUUUGGAGAAGGUUGUUGUACCCAACAAUGCAGACUGAAGCAAGCAUGUGACUAAAAGCUGACAGAGAAAGAGAGAAUGUUCACAUGAUCAUCUGGACUACAGAAAUGGUGAUAUUCUUCUUCUUCUUCUUUCCGCUUCUCACUUAAGGCCACAGCAGAUCGUCUUUUCCAUUAAUUUGUGCAUCUGACACUUUGAUACUGGCAUAUUUACACCAAGUAGCUUCCCAGAUUUUCCCAAGGCCGAGCAAAUCAAUCAUUGUCUAAUUGAAAUGGCAAUUUGAAACAAAGCCAUUAGCAAAUCACAAAGGGUGCCAAUAAAAUGUCCUAUGUUUUAUGCCAGUGGAAAAAAAUGCAAUACAUAGAUAAUAGAAACGCUUCAUGUUUUACAGUUCUUAUCCUUGUGAUAAAAUAUAGUAGUUUAUAUUUCUGAUGGCAUUUUUCAAUGAUUUGAAGGUCACACCAUCCUGGGUAUUACUACCUACUCACAAGGCUUUAAAUUGAAUUCCCGCCACACGUGCAUCAACACUAAAUGUCUCCUGAGAUGUUGGCCUGAUGUUGCAGGGUUUUUGAAUCGAUUCAUAGGUGGAGAGGUUUAUUAUUUUCUUUCUUUUGAGGUUUUAAUAAUAUAUCAUUUUCUACAUUCCCUGCAAACUACUCUUAACAUUUUCUACUUUUAAAUCCGCUUUUGUCUCGGAUGUUUCUACACUUGCUUCCCUGUGACGGUUCUGUUAGCUGUUGAUGUUGUUCUUCUAUUCACUCGAGUCUUCAGGCAUUAGCCGCUGUUGACAGCUCAGUUAAUAGAGGAGUCGGUGAUUUGUAGGUCUGCACCGAGAAGCCCCGGACUUCUCUGGAUGUACAGCACACUGGAAUUAAUGCGUUGCCUAGCAACAGUGCGAGCAUGGACUCCUGUCUCCCGGAGAAAGGGGAGGGAUGGCUCUCCGAGAGGGCGCCUCACCUUUUAUUUGUAGCAUCAGACAGAAGCCACAGCGAAGGUGACGGCUGGACAUUUCAGGGAGCAGCAGACACUUAAAUAACUCAACACUGGCUUUAAAGAAAUAUGGGUUGUUGGGAGCAGUAGCAUUCCGUCUUAGCUCAUGUCUCUGCAGUUCUUAUUCCAUUUGUCCUGCCAUCAUAAACACUCUCAAUUUUGACAUUUAUUAUCUUAGGGUGUCUGCAGAUGAGUGUCAGACAUUUAACUCACUUUUAAUACUAACUAUAAAGUCUGAAGGUGUUUAAUUAGAUGACAUAUUUUAUUUAUUACCAGAAAUACAUACAAUGUGAGGUGUAUAUAUAUCCUGAAAAUACAACUAAUGUGAUCGGGUAAGCAAUAGAAUGAUUGAUGGAUUGGGUCAUAUUGAAUUUAUUUAUUUAGUUUUUAACUCUCCUCCUCCACUCUCCUUAUGGCAUAUAUACAAAUGUACAGAGUUUGCUGGUUUCAAGAGGGGACAUCUCCACUGGUUGCAAAAAAUAACUCAAUUUGAACUUUUUUCAGAGGAGUCAUUGGUCUCAAUUGCUAGUUUCAGGUCCUCUUCAAUAGAACCGAUAGACAGUGGUGUCAAAUAUGUAAAUUAUGCUCACAUUCAAAGGAAAAUAGACAAUAAUGUGCGUUACAUGUGAGUGGACACAUCCAAUAGUCACCUGGUGACAUCUGUGAGCUCUGUUUGAGAAAAAAUGUGAACAUGGUGGCGGCAACGUCCAGAAUCUGGAGGCUUCAAAUUCAGAUUCUCAUGGGUGACACUUUUGUCCAUUCUGAGUUGAUGAUCUUCCUCCACUGCUGCGAUUAGAAGCUUUUGCGUCACAAUUAUCGGCACAGUUGACCACUAUCAUAACAAUGACGUGUCUCAGUAGUUUACGUCUUCCGAAGACACACACACGGAAAUAACUGAGAACAAAAACUGUUGCUUAAAGCAUCCACAAGAUGGGAUUUAUGAGUUAAUAUUGCAUUGUUAUAAUUGUCUUCUAAAGACUUCUCCUAUUUGAGAUAUUUAAUUUAAUGCCUUUUUUAAAAAAAACGAAAAACCUGCAUAUACACUGUAUUUUACUGUUCCUCUCAUGCUGGCGUUCUGUUGUACAUAUCCUUCCUGUUAAAACUGUUUAUAAGGAAUUUUCCCCCCCGGAACGAAUGUUAUUGAAGCAAAACUACAUGUUUGUGUCAAGUUGCCAGUUACGGCUUAAAUUAUUGACUGAAUUCUGUAAUUGUUAUUGUGAUACGCUAUUUUCAUCUCUGAGUCUUUAUUUAAAUAAACAUGUCUGAAGUUCA
This is a messenger RNA of Solea solea (common sole), 4314 nucleotides long. It is a transcript of the gene rnd1a, whose product is annotated as Rho family GTPase 1a. The transcript is spliced from 5 exons. The record is from RefSeq and is a predicted model, not a curated record. Gene Ontology annotation, biological process: small GTPase-mediated signal transduction. NCBI's taxonomy places the organism in Eukaryota, Metazoa, Chordata, Actinopteri, Pleuronectiformes, Soleidae. Bases 165 to 863 code for a protein of 232 amino acids. Gene Ontology annotation, molecular function: GTPase activity; GTP binding.